This is a messenger RNA of Microbotryum saponariae, 768 nucleotides long. The record is from the annotation of a GenBank genome assembly. Lineage: Eukaryota; Fungi; Basidiomycota; Microbotryomycetes; Microbotryales; Microbotryaceae.
AUGGUCUACUAUGUGAGCUUGGAUGGAGCCAGUACGCCCACUACACGACGACGUUUGAACCCCCAUCGUCGGCCCGGGGGGGUCGCUGUGUGUGGUGGGCAGGCUACGACGUGUGCCUUUGUUGCGGGCGUUCGAACGAACCCGCAGCUCCGUACGCGCUCAACUGAUCGCAUUGCCUACUCUCCUCCCAUUCCAGAUCUGCCCGCAAUGCCAGACCCGUUCCCCAACCUAUGACGAGUCGAUGCAACACUGUGCGUUUCAUCUCUCACCAGCGUUGAGGCGUUUGUCGCAGCUUGGUGCUGUUUCUCGCGCCGCGCUGGCCGGCCGCUUCCGCGAGUCCGGCGUCGAAUCGCCUUGGGUUCACAGUCUUGGCGGGUGUGGGGGGGUUAUUGCUCGUUCAGGGCGUCGACGCAUUCGUCAAGGGUGGCUUCGGGGAUAUAUACCAGGCAAUGUUGAAGUUGACUUUGGACACUACUCGUUGUGUGAACAGACACAAAUUGCACGGUCGUACGACCUGCCAACAUCGACGCUUUGGGGCGACCGAUCGUACCCCCACCGGGUCGGAAGAGCGACGGCGACAAGGACAAGGACGGCGACGAUCCACGGAACGAGGACGAGGCACAUGAUCCGUCGUCGCAGCAGCAUCAGCGAGUGUACCAGACUCAGAGCGAGACCAAAGCAGACAACGCUACACGGCAAACUUUAGCAGACUCGAGACCGGACGAAUCAACGCACCCCCAGUCGGUGCAGGAACGGCAAGAUCCGUAG